AUGGUCCGGCAACUCCCAUAUCUUCUCCUCUUCAUUUCCCCCUCUCUUUCUCUUAUUUUCUUUCCUUUCAUUCUCUUUAUUCACCUCCUUAUUUUUCCUAUUUUUCACUUCCUCUCUUUCUCUGUUUUUUAUUCGCCUCCCCUUCAUUUCCCCUCCUCCUUCUUUUUCUCCUUUCGUUUCUUUCUUUUUAUUCACCUCCCCAUUUUUUCUCCUUCCCGCCUUUCUCUACUUUUUAUUCGUCUCCCCUUCAUUUCCCCUCCUCCUUAUUUUUCUCCCGUUUUUCCUUUCGUUUCUUUCUUUUUAUUCGUCCCAUUUUUUUUCUUUUUUUUUUCCUCUCUUUCUACUUUUUAUUCGCCACCCUUCAUUUCACCUCCUCCUUCUUUUUUUACCUGUUUUCCCUUUCGUUUCUUUCUUUUUAGUUUCUCCUCAUUUUUCCCUCACUUUUCACUUCCUCUCUUUCUCUACUUUUUAUUCGUCUCCCCUUCAUUUCACCUCCUCCUUCUUUUUCUCCCGUUUUUCCUUUCGUUUCUUUCUUUUUAUUCACGUCCCCAUUUUUUCUCUUUUUUCCUUCCUCUCUUUCUCUACUUUUUAGUUGCCACCCCUUCAUUUCACCUCCUUUUUUUUUUUACCUGUUUUCCCUUUCGUUUCUUUCUUUUUAGUUUCUCCUCAUUUUUCCCUCACUUUUCACUUCCUCUCUUUCUCUACUUUUUAUUCGUCUCCCCUUCAUUUCCCUCCUCCUUCUUUUUCUCCCGUUUUUCCUUUCGUUUCUUUCUUUUUAUUCAUGUCCCCAUUUUUUCUCUUUUUUCCUUCCUCUCUUUCUCUACUUUUUAUUCGCCUCCCCUUCAUUUCACCUCCUCCUUCUUUUUCACCUGUUUUCCCUUUCGUUUCUUUCUUUUUAGUUUCUCCUCAUUUUUCCCUCACUUUUCACUUCCUCUCUUUCUCUACUUUUUAUUCGCCUCCCCUUCAUUUCCCCCUCCUUCUUUUUCUCCUGUUUCUCCUUUCUUUCUCCUCAUUUUUCCCUCCUUUUCACUUCCUCUCUUUCUCUACUUUUAUUCGUCUCCCUUCAUUUCACCUCCUCCUUCUUUUCUCCUGUUUUUCCUUUCGUUUCUUUCUUUUUUAUUCACGUCCCCAUUUUUUCUCUUUUUUUUCCUUCCUCCCUUUCUCUACUUUUUAUUCGCCUCCCCUCAUUUCCCCUUCUUCUUCUUUUUCACCUGUUUUCCCUUUCGAUUCUUUCUUUUUAGUUUCUCCUCAUUUUUCCCUCAUUUUUCACUUCCUCUCUUUCUCUACUUUUUAUUCGCCUCCCCUUCAUUUCCCCCUCCUUCUUUUUCUCCUGUUUUUCCUUUCGUUUCUUUCUUUUUAUUCACCUCCUCAUUUUUUCUCUUUUUUCCUUCCUCUCUUUCUCUACUUUUUAUUCGCCUCCCCUUCAUUUCCCCUCCUUCUUCUUUUUCACCUGUUUUUCCUUUCGUUUCUUCCUUUUUAGUUUCUCCUCAUUUUUCCCUCACUUUUCACUUCCUCCCUUUCUCUACUUUUUAUUCGCCCCCCUUCAUUUCCCCCUUCUUUUUUCUCCUGUUUUUCCUUUCGUUUCUUUCUUUUUAUUCACCUCCCCAUUUGUUCUCUUUUUUCCUUCCUCCCUUUCUCUACUUUUUAUUCGCCUCCCCUUCAUUUCCCCUCCUUCUUUUCACCUGUUUUCCCUUUCGUUUCUUUCUUUUUAGUUUCUCCUCAUUUUUCCCUCACUUUUCACUUCCUCCCCUUUCUCUACUUUUUUAUUCGCCUCCCCUUCAUUUCCCCCCUUCUUUUUUUUCUCCUGUUUCUCCUUUCGUUUUUUCUUUUUAUUCACCUCCCCAUUUUUUCCCUUUUUUCCUUCCUCUCUUUCUCUACUUUUUAUUCGCCUCCCCUUCAUUUCCCCCUCCUUCUUUUUCUCCUGUUUCUCCUUUCGUUUUUUCUUUUUAUUCACCUCCCCAUUUUUUCCCUUUUUUCCUUCCUCUCUUUCUCUACUUUUUAUUCGCCUCCCCUUCAUUUCCCCCCUCCUUCUUCUUUUUCGUCUCUUUCUUUUUAUUCGCCUCUUCAUUUUCUGUUCUUUCCUUUUGUUUUUUCUUCCUUUCCUUCACUUUUUAA
Molecule: messenger RNA, 2115 nt
Organism: Acanthosepion pharaonis
Lineage: Eukaryota; Metazoa; Mollusca; Cephalopoda; Sepiida; Sepiidae
Source: the annotation of a GenBank genome assembly